Talpa occidentalis (Iberian mole) is the source of this 3263-nucleotide messenger RNA. RefSeq names its product BH3 interacting domain death agonist (gene BID). Lineage: Eukaryota; Metazoa; Chordata; Mammalia; Eulipotyphla; Talpidae. Bases 340 to 969 code for a protein of 209 amino acids. Gene Ontology annotation, biological process: positive regulation of extrinsic apoptotic signaling pathway; positive regulation of intrinsic apoptotic signaling pathway; apoptotic mitochondrial changes. The record is from RefSeq and is a predicted model, not a curated record. Gene Ontology annotation, cellular component: cytosol; cytoplasm; mitochondrion. The transcript is spliced from 5 exons.
UGGUGCAGCAGACAUUGAGGUCAGACUGGGAGGGUUGGCCCUGGGGAGUGGCCGGACUCCGGAACAAGGAAAACUGUAGUCAGCCCAGUUCUGGCUCCCAGAUGUGGCCAGGUGAGGGAGAGGCCAGGUACACACUGUUGACCAGGUAGAUGCGACAGGACUGGAGCCUCUUGAGCAAGGGCCCCGGACAGUGGUCCUUGUUUUUCUCCUAAGGGGCCCCAUGGGGGUGGCCCUGCAGGACACAGCCACCCACCCUUGUGUCUGUGUCCUCUUCUAGGCUGCUGACUUGGGACGCCUGCAAGCCCGAAGCCAUCGGAGCCCCGCGCUGCGGCCUGGGCCAUGGAUUCUCAGGUCAGCAAUGGCGCAGGCCUCCGUGAUGAGCGCAUCACAAACUUGCUGUUGUUUGGCUUCCUCCAAAACUGCUCCAACGCCAGUUUCCACCAUGAGCUGUUGACCCUGUGCUGUGAGCUGCCCCAGCUGCCCAAGGUGCAACCGCAGGGUCUCAGGUACCAGAGUGAUUUCGGUGAACUGAAAGCCCCAGACGACGAGCUGCAAACAGACGGCAACUUCAGCAGCCACUUCGAGGGGGAGGAGCAGCAAGAUUCUGAGAGCCAAGAGGAGAUCAUCCGGGACAUCGCCAGGAACCUGGCCCGGAUAGGAGACAGCCUGGAUAGCAGGAUCCAGCCGGCGCUGGUGAACAACCUGGCCGCCCAGUUCCGGAACCCGAACCUGUCAGAGGAUGAGAGAAAGAAGUAUCUGGCCACCGUGCUGGAUCAGCUCAUGCAGACUUUCCCCAAAGACACAGAGAAGGAGAAGAUGAUGCUGAUGCUGACCAUGCUGCUGGCCAAGAAGGUGGCCGAUCACACGCCAUCCCUGCUCCGCGAUGUCUUUCGCACGACCGUGAACUUUAUUAUUAACCAGAACCUCCUUACCUACGUGAGGAACUUAAUCAGAAACGAGAUGGACUGAAUGGAGGCCUCUGCAAAGCACGACUGGUUAAAACUUGCUAUGGUGACAGCAGAAGAUAGCUGCCUCCCACGAGAUGGAGCCAGGCCAUUUAAGCAAAUUUCUGAAGAUGGGCAUGAGAAAGUAGCUAUUUAUUUCUCCCUCUCUUAAAGAUGAUGCUUGAAGCCGGUGAUCCAUUUAGAAAUCUCUACAUUAAUAUACUUGAAUGAAAAUGUCCAUGCACAUGCUUGAAUGACUUUCGUGCCAUCUUCUAAGUCCACCUGUGUACUGUGUCUUUACCUUAUUUCAGGUCCCCACUUGGAAAUUAAAUUAAAAAAACAGAUUGUUGAAGAAAAAAGCGCAGGUUGUAAGGCAGAAGAAAAACACACUUAGAUACUUGUUUUUUAAAAAAUCCUCCAUUGUUUAUUAAAGUGCAGCCUUGGGGAAUGGCCUCUCCAUGGGCAGUAUUGUGUUUGAGGAGGGCGAGGAUUGGGGGACGGACAGACGUACACGGUCCUUACAAAUGAAAACCGCCUCUCAUCGGCCCCCUCAGCUUAAUACUGAGAAGUAACCUUCCUGUUUAAAAACCAGACAGCUUAAGAGGUACAGGACUAAGUUCUGUACUCAAAUAAUGGAAAAAUCAGGCCUCAAAACCUGUGUUUGAUGUUUUUGAAUUUAAUUUCCUGUUGAGUCAAGAUGAACAGUAGGCGGUUAAAGGGUGUGGAGGUGACGGAAGGGUUCCGAAGUCAGGUAACUCAGGAUACCUUUCCUCUUUUCAAGAAUCAAGGCUUUGCUAAACAUCUUCAGCUGCAUGCCAGAAGGUACCGCCUACAUCGGCAGUGCCUGUUAAUAUUCUAGCUUUCAUUUCCAGCCAUCCCGCCUCAGCUCAUCCAUGCCUAAGAAACUGCAUCUGGAAACAACAGAUUUCUAGGCCUAAGAGAUGAAAGAGCAAUCAGACUUUUAAAAGCUGAGGUGGUUCCCUUUCCUAGUGACAUAGUAUAUCGGGAAUAACAAAAGCGAGUCACUUCGGUUGUGCUAAAGGAACCAGGAGCGCUGACAUUUAGCAUGAGGGCCACGCUGGUGUGCCGUCCCGGGAGAGGGGUCUGCUAGGAUUCCCAACGCGAGGGAGUGACAGACGCGAGGGCCACAUGACACACUCCCUUUAUCCAACAGCGCUGCCCUUGUUACCCUGAAUGUGACGCUCUGGAAAGGACAUGAACAAGAGUAAUAAAUAAAGCUUUCUCCUUACCAAGAACACUUUUCUGUUGCUCAAGAGUUUAAAUUUGUCAGAAAAGUAACUCCACCCUUCAGCAUUGACUACAUAGCACACCAGGGCCGAGUUCGCAGUCUGAUACCUGCGACACCUGCAAAUACUCGAAGGAAGUAGACACUUGUCUUGCAGCGUGAAGACCACAUUUGGGAAUAAAUGUUCCGGUAGCAAUUCUAUGAAUGUUUUGGAGUGAUUUUUUUUUUUUUUUUUUUUAAGGAUUCCUCUCACAGUGGGAACAAGUUGAAGCACACCUGCAGACACAUACACAUCCACUUCUGAAUCAGUGUAAUCAAGUUCUCACUAGGGGGAGAUGUUUUCUUCCAGAAGGAGCAAUUAAGAUACAGGUAGUCAACUCUGAAGUAACAGGAGAGAAAAGAACUCUAAAACAGCCAAUAAUCCUAGACUCUCUCUUACCAACUUUCACUCUUUCAAGGCAUCUUUAUCUUUCACUGUUUUGUUUAAGUCAUACAGUAGGUGUGAAUUUUUCAAGACCGAGUCAGAUAGAUACACUCUCGGUCUUAUAGGAUUAUCACUUCUCCACAAGCCAAUUCUAAAAAUGAUUCCACUGUAUCAAAAACAUGUUCCAUUCCCAGCCACAAGGACUCAGGCUAGUCCUGGACAUUGGUAGAUUUUCCAUCUUGUAAUUAAGAGAGUUUCAUCCUGUUUUUGUUGUUGCUGUUUUAAUAUUUGCACUAGGUGAUGGAAAUGCUUUGGUUAAAACUAAAAAUCACCACCAAAAGAUAGAUGCUUGGCAUGUCUCUUCAGCGAGGGGACUGCUCCGUGUAUCCUGAAGGUCUGAUCAGCCCCCCCUCCCCCAGCAUCGACUCCUGAAAGGCUAAAAGCACCAACGUCUGCUCUUAUUUUCCCACAAUUUCAUUAGCUGCGCCGACCAGGAACUUGCACAGAGUGUCCUUUGGAUGUUAUGAUUGUGUUUUCAGGACCUGAAGUGAAACCAAGUGUGUGUGUGCUUGUGAGGACUGCAAGAUUAUCUCAAAUGGUCCCACCUGCGUGGAGGGCAGAAGGUUACUGUGAAUAAAGACGAGUCUGC